Messenger RNA from Racocetra fulgida, 2223 nucleotides. NCBI's taxonomy places the organism in Eukaryota, Fungi, Glomeromycota, Glomeromycetes, Diversisporales, Gigasporaceae. The record is from the annotation of a GenBank genome assembly.
AAGUGUUAGCUACGACUGUUUCUUUAGUACGAGACAAUAAUAGAAAAUUAGAUCGGCUUUCAGACGAGGUUAGAAGUGAACAAAGCAGUGAAAACGAUAUGGACUCGGAUGACAGUGAUUCAUGGCCAUCUAGCAGGAGGGAGAUUGAAAAUGAAAUCAAACAGUUGUCUACUAAAUUGGAGUCGAUGAAACUAAAAUAUGAGGAGCAAAUCCGCGGAAAAAACAGGUUAAUAGAAGAGCUUGAAUAUGCCUUGAAGAAAAGUGAGAAAGACGGUAGAAAGAAACGUAGUGAAAUUGAACGCUUGGAAACCCAGAUCGAGGCUCAAAAAAGGGCAAUAGACGAACUGGUUGAACAGCAAAAUUUGAUCGCUAGAAGUCAAUCUCCUGAUCCUGAACAAGCUGAAGCUAUUCGACUUCUUGCUCAAGAACUAGAUGAAAAAAAUAAAGUUAUCGAUGAACUUGAAAAAAAGUUUCAAGUAGCUUCUGCUAAUCAUGCAAAUCAUGUAGCUGAAUCUAAUGAAAAAGAUAUGAAGCUAGAUUUAAUUUCAACCCAACUUUUGAAAUAUAAGACGCUUGAAGCUCAAUGGGAUGAUAAACAAAAAACUCUUGAUUCCUUAUCUUCACAAUUAGAGUUUCUCAAGAAAAGAGAAGUUGAACUAAAUGAAAAAAACUCUCUAAUUGAAUCUCUAAAUAUACGCCUGGACACUUCUCAAAAAGUCAUUGCUGAGUUAAGGGAAAAACACGCACCACAUGAUCUAUUAAGGCAACUUCGCCAAAAGGAUUAUAUAAUUGAUAAUCUUACUCAACGAGUUGAAAACAUUGAUGCCGAUAUGAAAGAUAAGGAUGACCAAAUUGAAGCUCUUGCUACAUGCCUUGCUGAAGAAAAGAAGCAAUCAGAACAAUUUGAAGAAGAACUUGCUCAACUUGAUCCUUUAAAACAGCGUGUCGAAGAGAUGGAAGAUUCUAAUAAUGAACUUCGACAACAAAUUGCUCAAAAGGAAAAGGUUCUUUUCGAUCUCGAGUGUAAAUAUAAAGAAGCAUUAAAAAAUUCUUGUGAUAACUCUGAUAAACUUAGAGUUCAAGAACAAAAUAUAAACGCCCUUCGUCAAGAAGUCGCUCAGCUUAAGCAAGCUAUGACCGUUAAAGUCUCUGAAGUACGUGAUAAAGAACGGCAUAUCGCAACUCUUGAGAAUGAAACCGCCCAUAUGCGAUCAAAUUAUCAAAGACUUAUAAAUGCGCUUACCGAGAAAGAUCAACGAAUUGCAUAUUUCGAGAAUCUUCAGAACGCAGCCAAGUCUGAAUCACAAGAAAAGGAAACAAAAAUUAAUAAAAAUGAAGUUCGGUUAAAUGCUUUACAAAAAGUUUUGAACAAUAAGAUCGAGUCCUGCAGAGAUUAUGAAAAAAAGAUUGAGACUCUACAGAAGGACCUUGAUAGUUUAAGAAAGCAAAUUGAUGAAUCAAACGCAUCUAGUUCUGAAAAAGAGAUUAAAAUUACUAAACUCGUCAAAAUGAACCGUCAACUUAAAGAGGAAGUAUCCGACCUCAAAGAAAAAAUGGAAGCAAAGGAACAAGAACUAAUUACGAUUAAGUCUCGUAUUCCUCAACCUGUUACUACUGCAAAAUCUACGGCCUCUGCCAGAUCAUCAUCCUCUUCAAAAGCUCCUAAAACUAGGGUGUCUUCCAUGUACAGCGUAAGUGGGGGUGAAAGCAGCAGUGAUGAAACGGCGAAUGGAUCCCGUAUACGAAAACAUUCCAGUCUUAGUGGCAUUGACAGUCCAGCAUUAAAGAAAAAGUCUACACUUGACCCAUCAAGACGACUAUCAGAUAUUUCUCGUGCUACUACUUUGACCAGAACAAGAUCUUCUCCUACAUCCUCAACUGUCAACAGUGUUCGAAGGAACAAUCUCACAACACUCCCAAAAUCUAGAACGCCUUCUACUCCCAACACUGUUGAUGUUCUCAAAAAGAAGCGUGACGCGACCAUCACACCUAAGAAAGAACCUAGCCCCAUUAAUCGAUCUGCAGUUAACCAACGUAAACGCGAUAUGGUUGUCUUGAAUCAUAUGUUGAGUGGUGUUGCACCCAAAAAAAGACCCAGUGCCGACAAUAAUGCGGGAAAGAAAAAAUUGACCGAUUCAGUAUCUAGUGAUAGUGAACGUGAAACAAAAACUGGACCAGCAAAGAAACGAUCUAGUGAUUUGGCCACCAUCAUGGAAAAGAUUC